Paramuricea clavata is the source of this 738-nucleotide messenger RNA. The record is from the annotation of a GenBank genome assembly. NCBI's taxonomy places the organism in Eukaryota, Metazoa, Cnidaria, Anthozoa, Malacalcyonacea, Plexauridae.
AUGUCAUCUUUAAUUGACGAAGAAGGUGUGAGCAUUAAAAGUAUUCGGUGGUUAAAUAGGCUUGGUGAGAUUCUACUUGAAAUGCGUAAUCUUGACAAAGCUUAUCGUUGUUUUCAAAGAGCAUUGAGUAUGGAGCGUCUCCUUUACCAAACCAAACCAAACAUGAAUACGAUGACAUCUUUAUAUUUUCUUGGGACGACGUCAUUCUACUUGUCAAUGUGUAGGGAAAGCAAAUUUUACUUCGAAUCGUUGGUGCAACUGUUUGAAUCAUUUGGUAGACCUAGCGCUAGAUUAAUGGACGUUAAGAAAGCCUUUUUGUACUUGGCGUUGGUGAGCCAGAUAUUGGGAAAUUCUGCGGAGGAAUCUGUGUGUUACUUCGAGAAAGGUAUAAAAGCAACCACAGGAAGCCGAAAUGAUGCAGAAUUAAAAUUAGAUUGUUUGCUCUACUGUUACUUAGCGGAUACAUGGCAUGCUCAACACAACCAAGAGCAAGCUUGGAAGUCUGCUUUGGAAGGAAAAGCCUGCAUAAGAAAAAUUGUUAGAGUUCAAGUCAGAGCACAAACGACUUGUCAUCUUGCUAACACCUUGGCUAAAAUACAGAAAACAAAUGAAGGAAUUGAAAUAUUGAAGGAAGAAGUUCAAGAACUCACUUCCCAGUCUCAGAUGAAAGAAAAAGCCUUGUGUCUGACGAAGCUUGGUAAACUUUGUUUUGAGCAAGGCUUGGCGUCAGAUGCCUAG